This is a messenger RNA of Puccinia graminis f. sp. tritici CRL 75-36-700-3, 1986 nucleotides long. RefSeq lists its product as uncharacterized. The transcript has a single exon. Lineage: Eukaryota; Fungi; Basidiomycota; Pucciniomycetes; Pucciniales; Pucciniaceae. The coding region runs from base 16 to 1986 and encodes 656 amino acids. The record is from RefSeq and is a predicted model, not a curated record.
CACACCAUAACCACCAUGCUCAAGAUGGUACAUCAAGUAUAUCAGUUUUAUAUUAUCCUAGCAAGAAUCGGCGCGACAAGUGCUGCAUUCAAUAAUUUAAUCCAUGAUCCCUUUGCUCAGCUGCUGGAAGACCGAGCGCAACAUGACGUGCUGGGCGAUGUCGAGCAUUUCGCGACUGGCCUACUGGAUCACCAAAAGGACGCCGCACAACACUUAUCAAGCUCAAGCGGCCCAAGGAGCUUCUCACACCCCUCUGUUCCUUCUCCGGAAUUUAAUUUCCAGACAACGUGGCCAACUUUCCCCGAAGCUGAUGAGAAACUUUGGCCGUGGCUAAAUGAAUUUGAUCAACUCUUGCCCUCAAUGAAUAUUUUUCCAAAACCUCCAGAGUACUCGACUCAGGACACCAGAUAUCCAUCGAACUAUGACAGGCAAAUAAGCAAUACUGAAUCACAUGGACAAAUCCGCGGCUUGUUUCGCGAGGGAGCUUCCCAAUCGAUCAGACACCAUGAGAAUCCAACUGAAAAAUUCCAGGGAUCCGCAAAGAAACCCCAGCUACCGAGUCAAGAAGUUCAGAGACCAAGCAAAAAAUCCUGGGCUUCACGUUUAGAAUCCGAGAAAGAAAGCAAAAAAAGAAAGCUAGGUGAUUUUGAUGAUCCCAACAAACUUAACAAAAACCCUGGCCUUCAGAUCAAGACCACAGAUGAUAGGGCUACAAGGGAUAUAUUUCCAACAUGGAAUUUUGAUUGGGAUGCGUUUUUUGAUUCGAAGGACCCUGCAAGAGGACUGGAAGAACACCCCUCUCGUGAAUCUCAAGACUACUCGUCUGCGGUGUCCAGCUUGCCAUCCAACUCCAACAACCCGUCAAUAGAAAACAAUCCAUUUAAAACACUCACAGACAGUAGUGUAGUAGUGAUUGAAGACCCUCACAAAUCAAACGGACGAUCUCAGAAUCAAAUAGAAUCUCAGUUCUCAGGAGGUAAACCUGCAAAAUUUGGAAAACAGUCUGAUCAGUCGAUCGUAAAAUCACAGAAUCUGAUCUAUCAAUCACCAAAAUUUGACGAAAGAACCAAGGAAGAGUUCGAAAUCUCCCGGAGAGCGGCAAUUAAAUUUAGUCAGAAAUCCGAAAAACGAAAGUUGUUCAAUUUCGAAGAUCCAGAAUGGAGGAAAGAGAUGACGAAGAAGAUUAUGAAUGAAGUUCCUGUCUCGGGUCAAAAUGACCAGCUACCAAGAUUGAGCUUUGAUCGGAAUGCAUUUUUUCUUGAAUCUCAAAGUGGAAAAUCAACGAUACAAUUACAUGCUUUAUCCCCGAUGUUUCGCACCAUGAAGAUACAUGAAGGUCAAAAAAUGAGCAUACCUGAAGCUGAAGUCACACUUUUCUUAAGGCGUUCAUACAAUCCUCGGUAUUACAAGGACGACGAAUACCAGGCGUGGAAAGAGAAAGUGCAAAUAUUUUUGCAGCAUCAAGAACUCUGGGCAAAGUAUUGGAAUCAACUGAAAAUGGAGUCUUGUUUCAAGGAAAUCGGACACAAGAAACUCAAGGAGAUAUUUCCACUUUACCUGUUUUACAUUUCGAUGAUUAAUUCGAUCAUACCAAGAGCUGUUGGUCAAGAGUUGAGCGAAGAAGACGAAUUGAAAUCAGCUGCUCUGACGUUCAUCAAUUAUGCCCAAGGAAUCGAGAAGUACGUGAAUAAUCGCCACACAGCUCAAAUAAAGUGGACACUUAUGGAAGAAAAACGACUAGACUACUUCCAACGUCUUCUCAGAGAAGAUACCAAGGGUAGCAGGGUAAGGAUCAAUCUUUGGGCAUUUCUGGACGUUUGGAUGGAAAACAAUAGGCCGCUUCUCUUUUCUACAAAUCAAACUCUAACCGGAAUGUUCACUCAGAAGGGAAGGAAGUUCUUCAACCAGAUCUUCAUUUCAUCCAUUGAGAAUCUGAUCAAAUACUAUGAAAAAUUGAAUGCUGAAAGCUUAUUGAAAACAAGAUGA